GCCCGCGGCGGGGACGGACGGGCGGCGGAGCGGCGGGGCAGGGCCGGGCGCGGCUCCCCCGGCCCGUGCGGCUCCCCGGGCGCCUGGCGGGACGGACCCCGCGUCCUCCGCCUCGUCUGUGCGGGCCGUCCCCGCCCUGCCCUGCCUUGGGGAGCCGCGCUCGUCCCUGUGCCCCGGCCCAGCGCCGCCCUGCCCUGAGCCGGGGCUGUGGGGGGAGCCCGAGGAGCCUCCCGGCCUGAGCGGGUAAAGCCGGGCCCGGGAAAUUUUACAGGCGAGUAAGGUGAGAAGCAGAGCACUGGGACCAUGGCUCUGCAAGAGAGAGGAACCAGCAAUGACAAGCAGGAGCAGAGCUAUAAUCGUGUUAUUACAAUUGUCUUCCUGGCACUCUUCAUCGACUUGUUGGGAUUUGCUCUCAUCUUGCCACUCUUCCCUUCCAUCCUUGAUUAUUACAGCCAGACUGGGGAUGGAUUCUAUUUGUCAUUGCAACGUGGGGUAGACUGGUUUGCAGAGAUGGCUGGGAUACCUCCAGAGCGGAAAUACAACAGUGUCUUGUUUGGAGGUUUGAUUGGCUCCAUCUUUUCCCUCCUGCAGUUUUUCUCCUCGCCCCUCACUGGUGCUGUGUCAGACCACUGGGGCAGAAGGCCUGUCAUCCUGGUGACAGCGAUGGGUUUGAUAGCAUCAUACUCACUCUGGGCUGCCUCUCGGACUUUUGGCGUUUUUCUUCUCUCCAGGAUCAUAGGUGGAAUAAGCAAAGGGAAUGUCAGCCUCUCCACAGCUAUCAUUGCUGACUUGCACUCUCCCAAGGCACGGAGCAAGGGCAUGGCCAUGAUUGGUGUUGCUUUCUCCCUGGGCUUCACCCUGGGCCCCAUGAUGGGUGCUUACCUUGCCAUGCAGACAGAGAAGGGAGAAGUCUUCUACCUUCGUUCAGCACUGUCAGCACUCGUGUUUUCUGUGGCUGAUUUGAUUUUCAUCUUCCUCCUUCUUCCAGAGACGCUUCCCAAGGAAAAACGGGUAAAUGGAGCAUCAGUCUCAAGAUCUGUUUUUUCUGUAAAAAUAGGAUUUUAGAAUUGUUGAAAUACC
Molecule: messenger RNA, 1080 nt
Organism: Oenanthe melanoleuca
Lineage: Eukaryota; Metazoa; Chordata; Aves; Passeriformes; Muscicapidae
Product: major facilitator superfamily domain-containing protein 10-like
Exons: 6
Coding region: 304-1065 (253 amino acids)
Biological process (GO): transmembrane transport
Cellular component (GO): brush border membrane
Molecular function (GO): transmembrane transporter activity
Source: RefSeq, a predicted model, not a curated record